AUGAAACCAGUCAUUUGUCUUUCCGUCCUCCUCGCGGUGGGUAUUGAUGUCACGACUGCCCGACCGGCAAACCUUCAUAUCAGGCGAAAUCCAGGCCAUGACAUGCAGACCCGAUCUGCGGUCUGGAAUUCCAAACUUGGCCGUCGCGAGGUGCCACAGGAACACUCACACGAGAAAUUUCUUACAACUGUGAACCAAUUCCUGAAAAUAGACAAUCCAGACAACAUCGUGGAUGCUGUAUUCGGUCUUCUGGGCAAUGCUGCCGCUUCCGCCGGUCAGGGCGAUAUCUCUAAUACGGAUUGUCUUCAACAAGCUACCGCCGACAGAGCCUUCACCAACGCUAAAGCUGCUGGCGACGUGGACGGUAUGACAGCUGCUUUGAUCUACAGAGCUCUUGAGCGCAAUACCGGAGCUGUUGGACAGGCAUCUGUUCCUUGCACCGCAAUCCAAGCCGAAAACCCAGAAAUCGCUGCAAUCUCCCAGCACCAAGAUCCGGCUUCCAACAAUGCUGCGACGGUCAACAAAGACAUCGCUCUCGCACUCGCUGUUCAGAUUGCCAACAUUGGAGGUAACCCGCUCGACGCCCUGCAGUCCGGCACUUUUGCUCCCGGUACGAUCGGGGACCCAACUGCGAAGGGGAACAGCUGCGAUGACCAGAACGACCCAGUGGGCUGUAUCUUCACUCAGAAUCUGCUUGUCGAGGACGCCACAGAAGACGAAGUCAACGCUGCUGUUGCUGCCUCAGCCACUGCUUCUGCCGGAGCUGCAGCCGCUACCGGUACUGACUCGGCCGCGGCGACAGAAUGCAUUGCACUCCCUGAUGCAGCAGAAAGCACCACAUCUACCUCUUCUGUAGCUGCAGCCACUACCACAGCUACUACCACAACCACUACGGCGGCUGCUGCUACCACGACGGCGGCCGCAAGUGCAGCCACAACCAGUACUUCCGCUGCGGCCACGGGAUCGUCCAUCUUGGAUUUGGGUUCCUGUCCCGACCCGACCAUUAUUUUCGCCGACGGCCUCGACGGCCGCAACCAGCCCGCCUUUGAGCCACACGACCUGACGCUCUUCCCGCACGGUUCCGCGCUGAACAUCAAGGUCAUCACGGACUUUAUUUGCCAACAACUCAACGAUAAGUGCAAAGCGUCUCAGCAGGCCCUGGACGCAUGUAAUCAGGGCGCCACCGCUGCACAGGCACAAACUGGACAGGCGGCCGCUGACGCUUUCAACCAGGCGCUGGGCUUCUAG
This is a messenger RNA of Cladophialophora psammophila CBS 110553, 1248 nucleotides long. RefSeq lists its product as uncharacterized. Bases 1 to 1248 code for a protein of 415 amino acids. The record is from RefSeq and is a predicted model, not a curated record. The transcript is spliced from 3 exons. NCBI's taxonomy places the organism in Eukaryota, Fungi, Ascomycota, Eurotiomycetes, Chaetothyriales, Herpotrichiellaceae.